AUAUAAUAUAUUUUGCAGCCCUGCCAUUUUUGACCACUGCUGUUGUAAUUGUGGACGAAAUUGGUUCCCUUUCCUGGUGGAGUUGGAAUGGGAAGCAAAGCAUCAUGAAAGGCAAACAGGAAAUUACCGAGGAAGAUCCUACCAUUUACUUGGAAAUUCCCAUGCACAGCCAACCCAAAUUAGAGAAGAAAUAAAGCAGAAACAGAACAAAAAUAAAUCAGAGGCAAAAAACAUCAAAAUAACAACAACAGAAAUGGGCGGAGGAGUUACUGGUCGUUUGAUAAUAUCAGAUUUUGUGAUUGCUUUCAUGUGGGUAUGGUCAGGUGCUCUGAUAAAGAUGUUUGUGAAUGGUGUUUUGCGAAUGGGACAUGAACCAAGUGGCGAGGUCUUAAAAUCCACUCUCUCAAUCAUUAACAUGUUCUUCUUUGCUUUCUUAGGCAAGAUCUCAAAGGGAGCUGCUUAUAAUCCUCUCACCAUUUUUAGUUCUGCUAUUUCUGGCGAUUUUAGUCAAUUUCUCCUCACUGUUGGAGCUAGAAUUCCUGCUCAGGUGAUUGGAUCCAUCACUGGAGUUAAGCUCGUCAUUCAGACCUUCCCUGAAAUAGGAUUUGGGCCACGCCUCAAUGUUGACAUCCACCGAGGGGCACUGACAGAAGGAUUGUUGACUUUUGCUAUUGUUACAAUCUCCCUUGGGCUUGCUAGAAAGAUUCCUGGGAGUUUCUUUAUGAAGACUUGGAUCUCAAGCGUCUCCAAAUUAACUCUUCACAUACUUGGCUCUGAUCUGACAGGCGGUGUUAUGAACCCAGCCUCUGUGAUGGGAUGGGCUUAUGCCCGUGGGGAUCAUAUAACUAAGGAGCAUAUACUUGUGUAUUGGCUUGCCCCAGUAGAGGCAACUCUUCUGGCAGUGUGGACAUUUAAGUUGCUAGUUCGACCAACAACUCAAGAAAGAAAGGAAAACUUGAAGGGUAAAUCAGAUUGAAGAAGUUCCUUUCAUUUCUCUCUCUCUCUCUCCGCUGUUUAGAUGAUCUGACCUUAAAGAUUCAAGGCAGGGAAAUGUAUAUGUCCAGUCCAAGUGAAGGAGUUCACUGUUAGUCUUAGCUUGAUAAUAAAUGCAAAUUAUUUUGUGUUGAUAUGUACACGUCAUAGCUUGAUAAGUUAAUGCAAAUCAUAUCAUGUGUUGCAAUGAGAA
This is a messenger RNA of Ricinus communis (castor bean), 1186 nucleotides long. RefSeq names its product probable aquaporin SIP2-1. Gene Ontology annotation, biological process: transmembrane transport. The transcript is spliced from 3 exons. Gene Ontology annotation, molecular function: channel activity. NCBI's taxonomy places the organism in Eukaryota, Viridiplantae, Streptophyta, Magnoliopsida, Malpighiales, Euphorbiaceae. The coding region runs from base 254 to 976 and encodes 240 amino acids. The record is from RefSeq and is a predicted model, not a curated record. Gene Ontology annotation, cellular component: membrane.